CUGUGCGAGCAGAGAGUUUUUAGGGAGUCGAGUUCGACUGAGAUAUCUGUGGAGUGAGAGAAGACUGAGGUUUGAGAGAUAUCGGGGAUUGGAGGUGGACUCAUAAGUUGAGGGAAUCGUGGGAUUGAGGUGGCUCAAAGUUCCUAUUUUCCAAGCUUUUCAAAUAUGAAUCAUGGACCUGUGAUUCAAAUCUUACUGAUGUAAGUUUUUAUGUUUUCAAUUGGUUCUCGAUGUUUUCUCCACCUACACUGAAAGUAUUACUUUGCAUCUUUUUGUUUAUGUGCUUCUCUUUCUUGGAACUUCAGGUUUUUAGGGAAUCCACCUACACUGCACAAAUUGUUUGACAGUUUUACUGGGUUUCUCAAAUUCCUUUUGUUUAUGGGUUUCUCAAAUUCCUUUUGUUUAUGGGUUUCUCAUCUGUAUCUAAAUUCAAUAUGGCUUUGUUAUAUUUUAAUAUCUACAGGGGAAUCUUUCACAUAUUGGAUUGGGUUUACAUUGUAAAUGCUCACAUAAUCUCUGGUAUUAGAAUCGUGGGUGGACUAAAAUUUAAGGUCUGUAUCGAUAGGACAGCAAUACAACACUCCUCAUUCUGUAAGUUUUUUUUUCAUGUUACCAUUCAUCAUUUUCAAGUUGCCAUUCACUUCAGCCGCAUCUUACAGGACAUAUGUACGACAUCGCGAUGCAACCUGCAGAUCCAAUUCACAUAUCUUUCAACAGCGGUUCAGGCGCAUUAGAACAGAGCCAACAGUUUUCGUCGUUCAUCACAUACAACCUGCAAACGAACAACCAACAACAGCAUCAUCAUUCAAAGCAGAACAACAACCUUCAUCAUCACUAUCGGGCUUCUUAAUUAUUGCCUUGCUGAACUGGGAGGGAAAGUGGUGUAUGGUGGCAUUGUUAACAUCAGACGCAAUCCCGAAACUGGAGUCAAUGAAUUUAGUGCAGCUUGGCAUUGACUAUGAGCAGGACUGACGCACCCUCCUACUACAUGCCCCAUUCCAUCUACUUUACUACAGCUUAUUGAGAGCAUGGUAACAUUGACAGAUUGCACAGCCUGGAAGUUGUAUCAAGUAAGUAGCAUUUGAACUGUCAAUGAUUAAAUGUUUUUUGCAUCUCUUUCUCACUCAUAUAAUUGAUUUGUAUGUGAUUUAUUUGUAUGGUUAUGUUGAUAAGGUGUGUGGAAUUUAUUAUAUAGUAAA
Molecule: messenger RNA, 1199 nt
Organism: Vicia villosa (hairy vetch)
Lineage: Eukaryota; Viridiplantae; Streptophyta; Magnoliopsida; Fabales; Fabaceae
Exons: 3
Coding region: 607-972 (121 amino acids)
Source: RefSeq, a predicted model, not a curated record